AUGAGAUUUCUACUCAUUACAUUUAAAGUUGUGCUUAUAUUUUUGAUAGAACUUAUGAAAAACCACGACAAAACCUUUUUGUCUAUAUGUGGGGCAAAGCAGAUCGUAGAAAAGGAUUUCCACCAAAAGGGAGGUAAAAGAAUAUUUCAUUUUCUAACCCCACAAAGUAGUUUUAAGCAGGGGUCUAAAUUAUUUAUGACGAAAAAGUUCAAAUACAAAUAUAAAAACUCUCUGGAAAGAAGAAUACGAAAAGGAAGAAUAAGAAAUGAAAUAAAUCAGAAAUUAAAAAAAAAAAAUAGUGCCUACAUAAUGAUAACUGAAAAGUUAAGUAAAUUAGAUCCUGAGCAGAAAUACUUUAAGUACGAUAAAAAUAUAUUAAAGGAAUAUGAAAAUAUUAAAAAUAUUUACAAAAAUAAAAAGUUAGGACGUAAAUUUAACCAAUUCGAUUAUUGGUAUUCAUCUAGAAAGAAAGAGGCUAAGUAUAAUUAUAGUAGACAUGUAAAUUUUACCAUCACGGAGAAUAAAUUUAAUUUUAAAAAUGUAUUUUCGUACUUUCACAUACUAGAAGUUGUACAUGAAAAAUUUAAAAACAACGCUUUUUAUAUUAACGGGCUGCAGUCUUUUAUUAAUAAGUAUUACGACCCCGUUACCGGGAAAAGGAUUAAAUAUUACGACAAAAUUAGGGAACAACUUGAGCUGAAAAAGAAAAAUGGGGGGCCUAAAGAUGAAGUGGCCUGUGAUAAGGAGGGGGCUUCUGUGGAUGGUGUAUCGGAAGAGAAGGUAAAAUCGAAUUAUGUACCUACCUCAAGUGGUUCAUCAGAAGAAGAGGUAAAAAAGAAUCAAUGUUAUCAAGAAGGUACAGUAAAAAAUAAAGACAAAAUGGAGUGCAUAAAGAAGGAAAGAGAAAAAGACACAUGCACAUCGAAGAAGGAGUUCUUUCAGAUGAUCGAAAAGAACCUAAGAGAAUUUGAAUAUUCAAAUGAAGUAAGUGAAGAUGGGUCGUUUAAACUUUUCGGUUCUCCUACAAGUUGUCUUCUAAAGAAAAAUGGCCCAGUCGCCUAUGACAUAAGAAACCUCUUCAUGAAAUCAAAGAUGUCCUCAAAGAGGAGGAGAUUUAAAGAGAGGAAGCUCUUCGAUAUUAUCAACUUUAAAUGUAAAAAUAGGCGGGAACGACUAAUGCAAACGGCGGUGCGGAAAUUGGCCAAGAGGAAAAUGAAGGACGAAAAGUACAUUUUGGACCCAAUGGAGCCUGCUUAA
Messenger RNA from Plasmodium knowlesi strain H, 1257 nucleotides. RefSeq lists its product as uncharacterized. The record is from RefSeq and is a predicted model, not a curated record. The transcript has a single exon. Bases 1 to 1257 code for a protein of 418 amino acids. NCBI's taxonomy places the organism in Eukaryota, Apicomplexa, Aconoidasida, Haemosporida, Plasmodiidae.